UGGCCCUACUCCAAGCAUAGCAUUCCUCCACAUAAAUGAUGUAAGUAGGCCAAAGCUCUACAUAAUUUAUUAUAUAUAAUAACCAAGCCAUUGAUUCAUCCAUGCCAAGAUGAUGGAGGGAGCUUCUACUUGUUCCACAACAAGUGCCAGAGAAGAGGGUGUUGAUUUGACCAAAAUCUCUCUCCGACCCAUUAGUCUUGAUGAUCUUGAUGAUCUCAUGUUGUGGACCACUGAUGAAAAGGUGGCCAGGUAUUGCACUUGGGAACCUUACACUAGCAAAGAGGAUGGCAUUAACUUCAUCCAAAAUAUUGCAAGCAAAUCUCUAUGGUUCAGGGCAAUUUGUCUCAAUGAUCGUGCAAUUGGGUGUAUUGAUUUGUGCUUAUGUUCGGGCAAGGGUAGAAAUAGGGGCAAAUCAGCUGAAAUUGGGUACGCUUUAGGGUGGAGAUACUGGGGUAAAGGGAUUGUAACACAUGUAGUGAAACAAGUGGUUAAAGGUGCAUUCAGGGAGUUUCCAGACUUGGAGAGGCUACAAGGUCUAGUUGAUGUGGAAAAUGUGGGUUCUCAGAGGGUGCUGGAGAAGGCUGGUUUUCAAAGGGAGGGAGUUCUCAGGAAGUACGUCAUCAUUAAAGGAAAGAGUAGAGAUAUGGUAAUGUUCAGUGUUCUUUCCAACGAUCCUCUACAACCAUGUCAACUCUAGUGAUGAAUUGCAUAUUUUAAUUUAUGAUACAAGCGUCCGUAGCAUCCAUAACCAACA
Molecule: messenger RNA, 754 nt
Organism: Cajanus cajan (pigeon pea)
Lineage: Eukaryota; Viridiplantae; Streptophyta; Magnoliopsida; Fabales; Fabaceae
Molecular function (GO): acyltransferase activity, transferring groups other than amino-acyl groups
Source: RefSeq, a predicted model, not a curated record